Oncorhynchus gorbuscha (pink salmon) is the source of this 1161-nucleotide messenger RNA. RefSeq lists its product as uncharacterized. The transcript has 2 exons. The record is from RefSeq and is a predicted model, not a curated record. Lineage: Eukaryota; Metazoa; Chordata; Actinopteri; Salmoniformes; Salmonidae. The coding region runs from base 1 to 1161 and encodes 386 amino acids.
AUGAAGAAGAGAGGUUUAAAGGAAGCCACCCAGCUCUAUCAUGUCUCACAGAGCCCUGUCCACGACACUCUUCUGGAGGACUCGCCCACCUCCACUCCUACCCAGCCAGGGUUCACCCUCCCUGGGCUCAGCCCCAACCCCAGCCCCCUGGACCUCCAGGAAGAAGAUUCUAAUCUGAGCCGCUUUCGUAUCACCGCCCCUUUCCCUGAGCACAGGGUCCCACAGCGCAGCUCGGUAACUCUGCCAGACAGACUGAGCCCCAGGGUGGAGCUCGUCCUGGGGCCUCCCGUGGCCGGAUACAUGAGAGAAGGUAGGGGAGGAGGAGGUGGGAGCUCCCAACGACGAGACGGCACGGCAGACUGGGUGGAGAUGGUGGAGAGGACUGGGUUAGGAGGGAUGGCAGGAGGAGGCGGGAGCUCCCAACGACGAGACCGCACGGCAGACUGGGUGGAGAGGACUGGGUUAGGAGGGAUGGGUGGAGGAGGCAUUCCCUCCAACUCGUACCAGAAAAACCCAAACUGCAGACGGACAUCCAGCUUUCACGACACCAAGCCCCCACCUCCCCCAGCAGCCCCAUGUCGCCCCCACAGGGAGAGGAGUCAGACCCAGGUGGGUCCCCGCACCAGGACCCUCCCCGAGGGCAGCUGUAGGACCCGAGGAACCUUGGAGACCCAGACCCAGAACCCAGCCUUCCCCCCCUAUCCCAUCCCAGAGCAGAGCACCCCUGACUGGGCCAGGCCCAAUCCGCGAACCCUUUGGCCUGGGGACGACAGGAGAAGACCCUGGGUGGAGACUGGAUGUCCUCCGUUUUCCAGUAACAAACCCAAACACGCUGAAAACAACAACACCUACUUGAUCUCUGACCCUAAACACACAGAGACCAACACUACAACGGCGGCCAUGUUAGGAUCUGAGCUGCUCAGCAACCCUGAACUCACCCUGGAGAGGGAGAGGCGGAGGAUUGGUGAUCGAAGAGAAGGUGGUGAAGAUAGAGGAGAGAGAGGUGGGACUUCAGGUAUAGGUGGACCAGGAUUAGGACCAGGGGUGGGGUCUCGUGGCUGCCCUGCUUACCUCACCCCGGACCGGGCAGAGCGGGCAGAACACAACUGGAACCGCCGAGGCCCUUCCCGAUUCAGAGAAAUAUCCUGGCCAGGAAGCUGA